This is a messenger RNA of Haliaeetus leucocephalus (bald eagle), 1807 nucleotides long. It is a transcript of the gene KBTBD11, whose product is annotated as kelch repeat and BTB (POZ) domain containing 11. The transcript has a single exon. Gene Ontology annotation, molecular function: protein binding. NCBI's taxonomy places the organism in Eukaryota, Metazoa, Chordata, Aves, Accipitriformes, Accipitridae. The record is from RefSeq and is a predicted model, not a curated record. The annotation marks the transcript as partial.
CUCGUCUCCGGCCGCCUCAGUGGCACUGAGCGGGACCUCAUUCUGCAGCGGCGCAUGGAGGCCGGCCGGCCCUGCUUGCUGGUGGCCGAGGUCAGCGAUGCCUUCGAGCGGCCGGGUGGCGGCAGCCGGCCGCAGAGCCGCGAGAGCAGCCGGCCGCAGAGCCCUUCCUCCGUGGUGUCGCUGGAGGAGAGCGGCUCCCUCAUCCACUGCUACCAGGAGGCCAGCGGCGAGUGGAGGGUGCUGACGCGCCUGCCCGAGGAGGCCAAUGCCAAGGGCUGCGCCAUGUGUGUCCUCCACAACUACCUCUUCCUUGCAGGGGGCAUCGCGGCGGGGCCGGCAGGCGGAGAGCCCCGGGCCCGCCUUUCCGACAAGGUCUUCUGCUACAACCCCCUUACCGACACCUGGAGCCAGGUGCGGCCGCUGGCUCAGCCCCGCUCGCAGCUCAAGCUGCUGGCCCUGGACGGUUACCUCUACGCUGUGGGGGGCGAGUGCCUCUUCACCGUGGAGAGGUAUGACCCGCGGGCUGACCGCUGGAGCCCUGUGGCACCCCUGCCCAAGGGUGCCUUCGCUGUGGCUCAUGAGGCCACCACAUGCAACGGGGAGAUCUAUGUGUCAGGAGGCUCCCUCUUCUACCGCCUGCUCAAGUAUGACCCCAAGCGUGACGAGUGGCAGGAGUGCCCUUACAACAGCAGCCGCCGGCGCUCUGCUGACAUGGUGGCCUUCAAGAGCUUCAUCUACCGCUUUGACGUGAGCAGCGGCCGUGGUGGGGAGCAGGGCCCAGGCGGUGGGGCUGGCGGUGGCGUUGAAGUUUUCCGGUACAACACGGUGGCCAAGCGCUGGAGCCAGUGCGCCAGCCUGCGGCCCAGCGGCGGCCCCAUCCAGCCUUUCCGCUGCGCCCCCUUGGGCAACACCAUCUACUGCGUCAACCGGACCGGCACCCUCCGCUUCAGCCUAGCCCAGGACGGUGAGGUGGAAGCGGAUGGUGGGCUCAAGGGCACCUUCGAUGGGGAGCUUCUUAAAGCUCCCUUGGAUGCCAAGGGUGUCCUCCUACCCUUCGUGCUCACCCUGCCCGAGAGGCUGGACAAAGCAGGGGACCAGGAGGGCUCCCUCCUGCUGUGAGGUAUCCAGCUGGCUCUGGCUUCCCGAGCGGGGAGCUGGGUUGCAGCUGUGGGGCACCCACAAACUCCCCCCUACAGAGGGGACCCUCUCUGGCGUGUCUGCAGAGACAAGGGGCUCCUCCUUUCCUCCUCUCUGCUCCCAAGAUGUUGAGCUGGAGCCACUUGGUUGUAACUCGGUUGUAACUCUUUUCAUGUUUGCUGUGCUUUGUGUGAAAAGCCAAGCACGUGAAAGGAAAAGCUGCUAUAAAGAUAAUCUCUGGAUUAUGUUUGUGCCAAUGCCCAAUCUGAGGAAAACUUUUUUACACCUGGAUUUCUAAAAAAUUCCUGCCAACAGUGUCAUAAUGGGACGUUACUGUUAGUGUUGGUUGCAUGUUUACAUGUAGUUGCAAUCUGGGCUGGAGCCUUUUCUGCCAUUUGUUUUCUUUCUCUCCGGGAUGAUACCGAGGGAUAAAUGCUGCCGGCAACGUAGCUUGGCUGCAUUUGUUUUUACGUUAAACCAACUAUUUCCUGUGUUAGCAAAGUAUAGGAAGAACAUCUCCAUCACAGCCUUUCAUUUCUGGUGCAAUAGAUGGUUUAAGGAAGACGUGGCACUGUGUGGUCCCAGGAAUUUCAACCACAAAUGAUUUAACAGAUACCAGACUUAAAUUUUUAAGUAACACGAAUGUGUGCCACAUGUUUGUGUUUGGAAU